Messenger RNA from Quercus robur (English oak), 1123 nucleotides. RefSeq lists its product as uncharacterized. The record is from RefSeq and is a predicted model, not a curated record. Bases 242 to 811 code for a protein of 189 amino acids. The transcript has 5 exons. NCBI's taxonomy places the organism in Eukaryota, Viridiplantae, Streptophyta, Magnoliopsida, Fagales, Fagaceae.
UUAGAUAGUCCAUAAAAAUUAAAAACCCAAUUUAUUUUUACAAAAGGUAUAAAAUAUCUAAAGCCAAUCCAUGGACCCAAACCGACCAAUGUGAGAAACCCACCGAAUAACAGACUCUAGCUUAGCAUUUUUCCAAUUUGAAAAUAAAAAUUACCCGCUCAAACUCACACUCACUCUUCAUUCACUGAAUUCCAAACAUACAAACUCUGCUCCAAAAUUUUGAAGAGAGAGAGAGAGAGAUAUGAAGAAGAAAGUGAACCGCAAGUCCUCACUUCUGGAAACGCCAACAGAAAUGGCGGAUUUUCCUUCUUCUUCUCUAAACGAGUCUCCGAAAUCGCCAUUGUUCACCAUCAUCAGCGACAAGAAGAAGAAGAGUACGGUCUCCACCUCAAAGAACAAGAAUGCCGACAAGUCGCAACCUACUAUCGCCGCAGUGAAAACCCUAGGCACCAUCUCCGAUCUCAAAGACCUCGCCUCUUCGCGCCUCGACCAUCUCAAGCGCCACAUCGAACACUCACACUCUGAGAUCAUCAAGGAUCUCCAGGCUUCCCACUCUCGCCUCCACAAGCGCUUCAAGAUACAGACCCAAGCAUGCCAACAAGCGAUGGAUGAAGCAGAGAAGGAAUACAAGAAAAUGUCUGAACGGAUUAGCGAAAGUCGGGAAGCAAUGCAGGCUUCGUAUGCAGAGUUCAAGGCAGAUGCACAAGCCAGUGCAUCUCGUGCAUGCAAAACAUCAAUCGCUGAGCUUUCAGAAUCCUGUGAGAAAGCAAUUAAUAAUCUUCAAAGUCGUUUUGGGAUUUCAUCAGCUUAGCCAUCUGGUAACAAGACAUUUCAGGUUAUCUGUUUAAAAAAGUAUUAACUACAGUAAACCUAUGUUUAAGGUUUAACCAGAUAAUACAUCUUGGUGCUAUUCUAUCUUGGUUUAGAAGGUUUGGCUGGCGAUACUAUUCACUGGAAAAGAAGUUCCAAAAAUGAACAAUGAGAUUCUUUUUCCCUCUUAUGAAUUUUGGACUGUUAUAACAAUAAUGGAGAAUUUCUGGGCCCAAAAAAGGAGAGAAUUAUUCUCAGCAGAUUCUUUUCAUUUGUAUUCACGACACUUUAAUGAAUUACUUUAUUCAGGACA